Molecule: messenger RNA, 2906 nt
Organism: Portunus trituberculatus (swimming crab)
Lineage: Eukaryota; Metazoa; Arthropoda; Malacostraca; Decapoda; Portunidae
Gene: Vps53
Product: vacuolar protein sorting-associated protein 53 homolog
Biological process (GO): retrograde transport, endosome to Golgi
Cellular component (GO): GARP complex
Source: RefSeq, a predicted model, not a curated record
AAAAAAAAAAAGAGAGAGAGAGAGAGAUCACGACCACCACCACCACCACCACCAUCAUCAUCAUCAUCAGGCGACAUGGAGGCGGAGGGACUAGCUGACGUGGAGAAACUUAACCUUUUCUUCCCUAGCGAGGUGGUGCAGGCUAUCCAGGAGAUCUUGCCGAGCGAUGAUCCAUUUGACGCAGCUGAUUUUGAUGCUGUGGGCUACAUUAACAUGCGUUUCCCAGCCGAGCAGAGCCUCCACCAUAUAGACGAUGUGCUGGAGGAAAUGCGAUUGAGGGCCACAGCCACAGACAGCGAGAUUAGAGAUGUGGUUCGCAGUCUAGCUAGUGCUGACCAGGAUGGCCGAACCUCACUUCUCCACGCACAAGAGGCAAUCGCUGAGCUUUUUGCCAGAUUCCAAGACAUCAAGGAACGCGCUGGAGAGUCGGAAGAGAGAGUGAAGGAAAUCACACGGGACAUUAAGCAACUGGACACAGCCAAACGCAAUCUAACGUCCUCCAUCACAACCCUGAACCACCUGCAGAUGCUGGUGGAGGGGACGCAGAAGCUGGAAGCAUUACAGGCCAGGAGGGAGUAUGGGGAGGUGGCCAGCUUGCUACAGGGAGUACUGGAGGUCAUGGAACACUUGCAGAGAUAUAGACACAUACCUCAAGUGGCAGAGUUAGCUAGACAGGUGGAGCAGAUCAGAAGUGGGCUUGAAAAACAGAUAUUGCAAGAUUUUGACAGAGCAUUCCACGGCCCCUCCUCUCGGCAACCCACUCCAACGAGAGCCCUGGCUGAGGCUUGUCUUGUGGUCAACCAGCUGGACCCUAGAGUCAGGCGCACCAUAAUCGAGGAGGUGGUUCGGACACAGCUGGCAGAGUAUGCAGUGCUGUAUGCAGGGCAGGAGAGCGACGGGUGGCUGUCAAAGGUGGAGCUAAGACGGCGCUGGUUUUUGAAGACUGCCUUGGAGUUUGAGAAGACGAUGGCUGCCUUGUUCCCUCCAUCCUGGCAGGUACCAGCUCGCCUUGCUCUCUCUUUCUGUGACGUGACGCGCACACAGCUGGCCAAGGCUAUGGAGUUACGCACACAGGAUGUAGAUGUCGCCACACUGCUUCACGCACAUAAGGUUAUGUCGGAGCUGGAGAGUGUGUUGGUGAGAAAAUACGCAGGUUUUCAGGAACGCACUCGCUCUCUCUCUACCUCCACCGCCACCACCACCUCCACCACUGCUGCCUCUCCAAACACUAAUCCUUUUAUUGAGGAUGAGUCAUUGGAAGCCACUAACCCUUUCAACACUGAGACACAACCAGGACCAGGAGGAGGAGGAGGAGGAGGAGGAGGAGGAGGAGCAGUAGUAAUAGUAUCUCCAUUCCAAGGGGCAAUUUGCAGAUGUUUCAAGCCAUAUCUCAAGGUGUAUAUAGAGCAUGUUGACAGACGUCUCUCGGAUCAAGUGGAGAAGUUUGGUGUUGAAAUGCGAGGAUACAGAUUUGAGCACAUUGAUAUGGAGGAAUCAAAUGUUGUGCCGUGCUGUGGCGAGCUUUUUACCAUAUACAAGACCAUCCUAGUGGAGUUUCUGCGUCUAUCCCCUGGGGGAGAGCUGGGGGGCCUGGUGGAGGUGAUGCAGCGACACCUGAGGGAUUUCUGUGGCAAGGUCCUCCGCGCCGCCCUGCCCCGGGGUGGUGGCGGUGGUGGUGGUGGCGGCGGUGGUGGUGGUAACAUUCCUCUGCCUAAAGAUUUAAAUAUGAAGGAGAUUUCGGCUGUUUUGGCCCAGGUCCAAACACUGUGGCGCGAGGGGGAAGGUGCGGGGCAGAAGGGGUGGGGGGAGGAGGAGGUGCGGAGGGUGUGUUCGGUCCUGGUGUCCGCGGAAUAUUGCGAGGAGAUGACCGGGAGAUUGGAGGCUAAGCUGAGAGAACGAGCGGACAUUGGGCUGGCUGUCAUUAUCCUCAGCACCGAGCAAGAUUUAUUUCACGCUGUUCUGGCGCAGUGCAUCACCCUGCUAGUGUCAAGGGUGGAGGAGUGUGAGGCGGCCCUGGUGUCAAUCCCUAAGCAGUCGUGGGUGUUGGAGCAAACGGGAGACCACAGCCCUUACGUCACAGCUCUGGCACAGCAUCUCGCCGCAGCCAUCCCGCCAGUCAGACAUAACCUGCACACCUCGCGGAAAUAUUUCACUAGGUUCUGUGACAAACUAGCAGCCGCCAUUCUGAACAAAUUUGUCCAGCAGGUGUACAAGUGCCGUCCCAUCACCAGCGUGGGAUGUGAACAGCUGCUCUUGGAUUGCCACGCCCUCAAAGCUGUUAUGCUGCAGAUGCCUGUGGUGGGAUCCCAGGUGCGGAGAGAUCCACCUCAAACCUACACAAGGAUGGUCACAAGAGGAAUGGCGAGAGCUGAGCUGGUCUUGCAGGUGGUGAUGGGGGAGUACCACAGCAACACAGCGCUGAUUGACAAGUUUACAAGAUUGCUGCCUGAUGCUACUAUUGCUGACUUCCAGAAGGUCGUGGAAAUGAGAGGAGUGAAGGACAGGGCAGCUCUCCUCGAACUUUACCGUCAACGCACCACCAACACCGCCACCACCACCACCACCCCUGCCACCUCCCCCUCCACCUCCGCCCCUGCCACAGACUCCCCACACCGCCCUGCUGCCCCGCCCCUGCCCCCUGCCACGCCAAGCCCAGAGCACGACAUGAGCAAGAUCGCAAGACUAGAGAGGAUGUUAAAAUCUCGCAGGCUUAUAUCGUAGGCUGUGUGUGUGUGUGUGUGUGUGUGUGUGUGUGUGUGUGUGUGUGUGUGUGUGUGUGUGUGUGUGUGUGUGUGUGUGUGUGUGUGUGUGAAGGGUUUAGUUUCUCUCAUUCCUUCCUUCCCAGUAAAGCACCGGGGACGAUUUCACUGCCAGUGGAAUAAUAAUAAUAAUAAUAAUAAUAAUAA